AUCCGUCUUCACUUUUCCACACAGAGCUCGUUCUCCACCAUAAACCCUAGAAAACCAAAAAUCACCUGCAAAUUUUUGCAUCCAAGGAGGAGGAGAAAUUCCAUUCCAAUCAAAGAUGUCUUCAUCGAAGAAGAAUCAUUACAAAGAGAAGAUGAUGAAUCGCAAAAAGGAGAAAGAUAGAGGAGGAGAAGACAAACCAGACGAAACUGAAUUGCCUAAAUACAGAGACAGAGCUAAAGAACGAAGAGAAGACCAGAAUCCUGAUUAUGAAGCAUCUGAAUUGGGUUCAUUUCAUGCUGUUGCUCCUCCUGGUGCUGUUGAUCUUAGACCUGAAGAGGCAAUGAAGAUAUCUAUCGAAAAUUCCAAGUAUCUCGGAGGUGAUGUGGAGCAUACGCAUUUGGUGAAGGGAUUGGAUUAUGCGUUACUUAACAAAGUACGAAGUGAGAUUAAGAAACCGGAACCUGGAGAGGAAACUGAUGGAAAGACUAGCAAAAUUGCAAAGGAAGACCAUGCUGUGACUUUUCGUACUGCGACCGCAAAGUCGGUGUAUCAAUGGAUUGUCAAGCCUCAGACUACUAUCAAGUUGAAUGAGAUGUUUCUUCCUGGACGAAUGUCUUUUAUCUUCAACAUGGAGGAGAAUUUUUCUCAUGAUAUUCCUACGACAGUGCAUCGAAGUAAAGCUGACUGCCCAGAUCCUGAGGAACUGGUUACUGUCAGUGUUGAUGGUUCUGUGCUAGAACGAAUUUCUAAGAUAAUGUCAUAUCUCCGCCUUGGGACAUCAGGAAAGGUUCUGAAGAAAAAGAAGAAAGACAAAGAUGUAAAAGCAAAGAUCUCUGCUCUUGCCAAUGAUUAUAAUGAAGAUGAGAAACAACCAUUGCCUGAACGUGGAAUGCCGAAUCAUCGGAAUGAAAUGGAGAUCUUGCCACCACCACCACCACUUCCCCGAAAUUUCACCGGCAAAAUAGAGAAGCAAGUCCCAAUUGUUGCAAGAGCUGAAGAGGAAGAUAUAUUUGUAGGUGAAGGGGUCGAUUAUGCAGUUCCCACCAAUGACAUUAGCCCUGCUGUAUCAGAGGAUAUGGAAGAGUCUCCUCGAGAUAGGGAUAGACCUUCUUAUUUCAACGAACCUGAGUAUGGUCCAGUCGCACCACCACCUGAGCCUCCUCAGAAUUGGCAACAAAUGAAUGGGUACGAUGCUGUGCAAGCACAUGCCUUAGCUGCUGGUGGGUACCAAGGAGAGUGGCAGAAUUACCAGUAUUCUGAACAACAAAUGGCUUAUCCUGAACAGUACCUCCAGCAACAUCUGCAAACUUAUGAUGCACAAGGGGACCCUACCAUUCUACAAGAUCCAAACUUCAUGACCCAAGAGGAGAAGGAUCGAGGCCUAGGAUCAGUGUUCAAACGUGAUGACCAGAGGCUUCAGCAACUGAGAGAGAAGGAUGCUCGGGAGAAGGAUCCCAAUUUCAUAUCGGACAGUUACUCUGAAUGCUAUCCUGGUUAUCAGGAGUAUAAUCGUGAAGUUGUGGGCAGCGAUGAUGAAGAUGAUCUGUCGAAAAUGGAUAUGGGUGGCCGGGCUAAGGGUCGGCUUCAUCGCUGGGACUUUGAGACCGAGGAGGAAUGGGCAACGUACAACGAACAAAAGGAAGCAAUGCCUAAAGCUGCAUUCCAGUUUGGCGUGAAGAUGGCUGAUGGUCGCAAAACCAGAAAGCAAAAUAAAGAUCAGAAGCUUACAAAUGAGUUGCAUAAAAUCAACAAGAUCUUAUUAAGGAAGAAAAUGGAUAAAGAAGGUGGUGAUGAUGGUGGAGACUAUGACGAUGAACCAUCAGGAAAGAAGAUGCGGUCGUAAAGCCUGGUAACUUCAAAAUUCUGACUUAUCUACAUGUCUGUAUUAGUAUAUGAUGUGAGAAUUCAUUUUCUUGAUAUGGAUCUCAAUGUAGUUAGAAAAAAUUAAAGUCCUCUCCGUCUUUAAUUAGUCUCAGUAUUUGUUUAUAACCUUUUUGAAAUCUUUCUCCGGUUCUAUGUAUUUUGAGUUUGUAAUGGAAUUAGGUGCUGGUUUGUCGCCAGUUUAGGGUGUUAAAGCUUUGUAUUUUAAGAUGGAAAAAGUUUUUUGCUAGACUGCAAGCAGAACUCUGCAAAACAAAAGAUGGGGAAGUUGCCGUUAUCCCAGUUACCA
Molecule: messenger RNA, 2170 nt
Organism: Papaver somniferum (opium poppy)
Lineage: Eukaryota; Viridiplantae; Streptophyta; Magnoliopsida; Ranunculales; Papaveraceae
Product: suppressor of mec-8 and unc-52 protein homolog 2-like
Exons: 10
Coding region: 116-1843 (575 amino acids)
Biological process (GO): mRNA splicing, via spliceosome
Cellular component (GO): nucleus
Source: RefSeq, a predicted model, not a curated record